AUGGCCAAAACUUCAACCCUGGUCGUGGUAAUUUCAAUCACGGGCGGGGCGGGUUUCAGCCGCGUGGUGGAUAUGGCGCUGCGGGGCGCGGAGCUUAUGGAGCGCGAGGCCGUCAAGGGCAGCGCGGCCGGGGUGGUCAAGGUGCAGGACCGGGGAAUGGAGGCCGAGUUGGUCAGGCUGCCGGGAAUUCCUUCGGCCGUAAUUUUGGCCGCGGAGAUGCUGGUGGUGCUGCUGGUUUCGCCGGCGGUCAAGGUUUUCAGGAUGAAAAUUGGGGUGCUGGCCCUAAACCGCUUUGGCGCUACCGUGCAUGGAGGGGGGGCACGAGGAGGUAUUGACGCUGAGUUGCUCAAACAGACGGUGCAUGAAGUGGUAGCAGCAGUAACAGCGGCGCAGAAGAAGCCAGUGGCUGAGGAGGGAGCACAGGUUAACACUACUAUUUUGUCUGAGGCUGGGGCGGCGGCCCGAGAUGCCGUGGUGUCGGUUGCGACACCUACGGUAGGACAACAGCAAGAUGUGGUUGCUCAGCAGGCAGGAUCUGAUCCUAAGAACACAACGUCAAAGGGGAAGGAGGAUGAGGGGCAAGGUCCUUCAAAGAAGAAGAAAGAAGAGAAGAAUGGAUGUUUCAGAUCCAAAAUGGAAAAUCCUAGAUUAGCUAAGGUUACUGUUGAUGGUGAUGCCAUGACUAUUCCCGAGAUUAUUGAACAGAUGAAGAAAAUUGUUCCUCAUGAGAAGUUUAAUUGGGAGGUUUUUCACUUCAAAGACAAUAUCUAUAGAGUCAAGUUACCUAGCAAGUUGGAAGUUCAGAGGUUGAAGAACUUUGGAACCUACAUUUGCACUGACAGAGAAUCUUGUUUAUCUUUUGAUCUUUGGAGGGGUUUUUUCAAGCUAAAAUUUGAGGUCGAGAAUGCCCAGGGGUCUCAAGAGGAGACUAUGGUUGAAGCUAGCAAUGACAAUGAUGGUAAUGAUGGUAAUGACGAUGCUAAAGAUGGUAAUGGAAAGAAUGGUGAUGAUAAUGCUAUGGACAUGGAUCCUAAGAAAAAUGAGGCGGGUGAUACAUCGAGUGCUAGGGGGACUGGUGGAUCAAUUGGGACAAAUGAAGGUGAACGGAUGCAAGAACAAAUUGAGCAUUUUGAUGCAAUUCAAAUUGGUUCAAUGAGUGUGCAACUUUCUCCGAAAGUUUCCAUGCCUGGAGGAUCUGUUUUGGGAUCACCACCAGUCAGGUCUCGGAAUCAGCGUGCUGAGGUUGUCUCGCAUGGCUGCAGUUCUGUGCCUGCCAGCCUGAUGGAGCAGCGCGGCCAAAGCAAGGCGGGCCUGUCCGUGCUCGCCACGUCGGGAGAUGCUGCUGGUGGAACCAGAAGCUGCGCAGCGGACAGGGAUCGAUCCCCUUUUGGCCAACCAGCUACCGACGCGAGGGCGAAUGGGGAGGGGAAGAAAGCAGCAUGCGGGCUGCAGCAGCUGGCUCCCUGUGUCUCGGUCGGCCACGCGCGGGUGGAGGCCGGAUCUUCUGUGGAUGGUGGCUUUGAGCAGACUGUGCCCGGCCAGUCUUUCUCGCCGCAGAGGAUCCGACAGAGCUGUUCGGAGGGUCCCAGGCUGACUGCACAGUAUCCAGGUACUCAGGAUCACAUGAUUGCAACAGAUUGGCCAUCAUUGGAGAUUCCUGGCAGAUCUUCUGUGGGUGCCAAUGCUGUAGCUAAUGGUUUGCCGAAGGAUAUCAAGGAGGGUGUGGGGAAUAAUGUGAUGAGGAAUGUAUCAAUGGAGCAUGGGGUAGGUCUUACGUCGAUGGGGAUUGCCUCAUCUCCGAAGCCUAAUGAGGAAGUUAUUGCUUUUGGGGGGAUUCCUAAGCCUUCGACUGAGCUGAGGUCAAGUUCUAGGUUGGGUGGCCAAUCUAAUGCGGAUAUACCUCUAUUGGAAAAGGCUAUGAAGAAUGCGCAACUUCAAGAUGAUUCUCUUAAGACAAGGGGCAUUCUAGUGGGAAUAAACUCUGAUACUUUACAAGUUUCAAAAGUAAGCACAGGAGAUUUCUGUGUUAAGAUGCAUAUUAAAUGUAAGAGAGAUGGUUUUGAGUGGGUUCUGGUGCCGGUUUAUGGGGCUGCCCAAGACAUGCACAAAGCAGAAUUUCUGUCGGAGUUGGUGCGAACAUGUGAAUCUGAAACAUUACCUAUGUUGGUAGGGGGUGAUUUUAAUAUUAUACGCACUAGGGAGGAGAAAAAUAAUGCUAAUUUCAAAGCGCGUUGGCCCUUUGUUUUUAAUGCAAUCAUUGAACAUUUGAAUCUAAGGGAAAUUUCUCUAACGGGAAGACAAUUUACAUGGGCAAGUCGACGAGAAAAACCUACUUAUGAGAAGCUAGAUAGAGUACUAGCAUCAAUAUCGUGGGAACAGAAAUUUCCAUUGGUAACGGUUAGAGCCUUAACUAGAGCUGAUUCUGAUCAUACUCCAAUACUGAUUGAUUCUGGGAGGCUUGACUUAAAAGCAGAAACAACUUUGUUGAAUACGAAUGAAAGGGAGGAGUUCAAAAAGGCUAAUGAUUCUUUGAAUAAAUUAAGAAGAGAAGAGGAGUCUAAAUGGGCCCAAAGGGCGAAAGUUAAGCAUAUUCAAGAAGGGGGGAAUAAUACAAGAUAUUUCCAUCUUAUAGCAAAUGGCAAACACCGAAAAAAGAAAAUCUUCCAGUUAGAACAACAGGAGGGAACUAUUGUUGGAGAUGACAAUUUGAAGGUGUAUAUUACUGAAUUCUACAAGAAAUUGUUUGGUGCACCGGCAUCAACCAAUAUUUCUCUUGUUGAAAAUGAUUUUCAGGAUAUUACACAGAUCUCACCAUUGGAGAAUGAGAUCUUGACAGCUCCUUUUACUGAAAAAGAGGUGUUCGAGGCGGUUUCUCAAAUGGAGUUGAAUAAAGCUCCUGGACCAGAUGGUUUCCCAGCUGAGUUUUACCAAAAAUUUUGGGAUGUAAUUAAAAAGGAUUUGAUGGCUUUGUUUUCCCAGUUUAGUAAUGGGGAUUUGCCCCUAUACAAACUGAAUUUUGGUGUUAUUACUUUAUUACCAAAAAAGGAGAAUGCUGUCCAAAUUCAACAAUACAGGCCUAUAUGUUUACUCAAUGUUUGUUUCAAAAUUUUUACUAAAGUUGGCACUAAUCGUAUCUCGGGGAUUGCCCCAAGAGUCAUUAAACCAACCCAAUCGGCUUUUAUGCCGGGGAGAAACAUUUUGGAAGGGGUAGUGAUACUCCAUGAAACGAUUCAUGAGUUACAUACUAAAAAACUGGAUGGAGUAUUAUUUAAAAUUGAUUUUGAAAAGGCCUAUGAUAAGGUUAAAUGGCCUUUUUUGCAACAAACUCUGAGGAUGAAGGGUUUUGAUCCAGAAUGGGGAAGGGCAGUGCAACAGUUUGUCCAGGGGGGUAGUGUUGGUGUCAAGGUAAAUGAUGAUAUUGGUCAUUAUUUUCAGACAAAGAAAGGUCUAAGGCAAGGGGACCCUUUAUCCCCAAUGCUUUUUAAUAUUGUAGUGGAUAUGCUUGCCAUCCUAAUUGAAAGAGCAAAAGGAGAUGGUCAAGUUGGGGGGUUAAUUCCACAUUUAGUUGAGGGAGGACUCUCUAUAUUACAAUACGCUGAUGACACUAUCCUUUUCCUGGAACAUGAUCUUGACAAAGCGGUUAAUAUGAAAUUAAUUUUAUGUAUUUUCGAAGAACUAUCGGGACUUAAGAUUAAUUUUCACAAGAGUGAGAUUUUUUGUUUUGGAAAGGCAAAGGAGGAAGAGGAUCAGUAUAGGCAUAUCUUUGGAUGUGAUGCUGGACAGCUCCCCUUUAGAUACUUAGGUAUUCCAAUCCAUUACAAAAAACUCAAGAACUCGGAUUGGUAUCCGGUUGAAACACGGUUUGAGAGUAAAUUAGGAUGCUGGAAAGGGAAGUUACUAUCCUAUGGUGAUAGGUUAGUUCUUAUUAAUUCAGUAUUAACUAGCUUACCGAUGUUUAUGUUGUCUUUCCUUCGAAUACCUGUUGGGGUGAGGAAACGUUUGGACUUCUAUAGAUCCAGAUUCUUUUGGCAGUCCGACGAAAACAAAAAAAAGUACCGCCUUACAAAAUGGAAUAUUGUGUGCCGACCAAAAGACCAGGGGGGUUUAGGUAUUGAGGUACUCGAAAUUAAGAACAGAUGCUUAUUGAGCAAGUGGCUCUUUAAACUUCUUAACGAAAAUGGAGUGUGGCAAGAAUUGCUUCAUAAUAAAUACCUAGCACACAAGACAUUAUCUCAGGUAGAGGCCAAGCCUACUGAUUCUCCUUUUUGGAAAGGAUUGAUGGAGGUAAAACAUGAGUUUUUUCAAAGGGGAUCUUUCAAAGUGGGUAAUGGUAUGGCCAUCCGCUUUUGGGAAGAUACCUGUUAA
Messenger RNA from Lolium rigidum, 4365 nucleotides. RefSeq lists its product as uncharacterized. The record is from RefSeq and is a predicted model, not a curated record. Lineage: Eukaryota; Viridiplantae; Streptophyta; Magnoliopsida; Poales; Poaceae. The transcript is spliced from 10 exons. The coding region runs from base 1 to 4365 and encodes 1454 amino acids.